AUGGCUCGUUGGUCCACCAACAACGUUCCCGCACACGCUCUUCGUACUGACCCAGGGCCCGAUGCUACUGUACGAGUGCCGUUUGAUCCCACAUCUUUGGCGGCGCAAUAUAUUCGUAUAUUGGCUGCGGAACAGACAUGUCCACAUCAUCGUCCGUCGCUAGACGAAUCCGCGACAUCUUCGUUGCUUUUCCUACGCUUCUGCGAACUGCUCGCAACUAAAGUAUACUUUGUAGUCUCUUGUGCUGUUCAAUGCAAAUGCAGUAGUGCUCUACUAGCUCUCUCUCUAUGUGGGCUACGGAACGUGCCUCUUCGCAACCGGCGGUUCUUGUGGACCGCUACCCACUGUAGGGUGUUGGCAAGUCUGAUGCCUGGAUAG
Molecule: messenger RNA, 378 nt
Organism: Plasmopara halstedii
Lineage: Eukaryota; Oomycota; Peronosporomycetes; Peronosporales; Peronosporaceae
Exons: 1
Coding region: 1-378 (125 amino acids)
Source: RefSeq, a predicted model, not a curated record